AUGGCGACAAAAAAUAACAUACCUUGGUGGAUUCUGGGAUCACUCACAGUCGCACUCGCAUCUUUAUUUUUGGCCUUCCAAGAUUCUGCCAGCCUUCAAGGAAUUUAUCAAUUCAAGUUCUUCGAAUCAUCUGUUUCGCCAAAAUAUCUUUUCGGUUCUGAGUCAGUCUGCAAGCAGGCGCCAAUCCUGUCACCAACAAACACGCAAGUCGAACAAUUGAUUCGCGAUAAAGUGGAAGAUCCAAAAUAUCAGACCGAGAUCAUCGAGAAGCUGUCAGGGCUGAUUCAAAUUCCCUCCGAAAGCUAUGAUGACCUCGGUCCUAUUGGGCAAGAUGCUCGUUGGGAUAUUUUCUAUCAGGUCGAGAAAUACAUCAAAACUAAAUACCCUACGGUUUUAAAACAUGCUAAACUCGACCAUGUUAACACGCAUGGUUUGAUAUUUACCUGGGAGGGCAGCGUGUCCACUGAAUCAAGCAAGCCCAUCCUGUUGCUUGCUCACCAGGAUGUUGUCCCAGUACUGACCGAGAAUGUGCCCGAUUGGACGCAUCCGCCUUACGAAGGUCAUUUUGAUGGAAAGACCAUCUGGGGGAGAGGCUCCACCGAUGACAAGGGUUAUCUGAUCUCGAUAAUUGAAAGUAUGGAUCUUCUAAUGAAGAGCGGUUUCAAGCCAAAGCGAACGAUAAUUUUGGCAUUUGGCUGCGACGAAGAAAUCAGCGGCCGAAACUGCGCCCGGCCAAUUUCUGAACUGCUUCACGAUCGGUAUGGAGACCAAGGAAUCUACAUGAUGAUGGAUGAAGGGUCUUUCGGACUUCAGACUCAAUUUGAUCAGUCAUUCGCCAUGGUUAGUGUCGCGGAGAAGGGGUAUAUGGAUGUGCAAAUUAAUGUUACAUCUCCUGGUGGACAUGCGGCGAAUCCCCCUGAUCAUAAUGCGAUCGGGGUCCUUUCGGAGAUCAUCAUGAGUAUUGAAAACCAUCCGUUCCCCGGAAAAGUCACAACAAAGAACCCAAUCUUCAAUUUCUUGGAAUGUGCUGCGGUGCAUGCUCCGGAGCGCAGCUUCCCAUUGAACAUUCGGAAUAAACUGCAAAGAGUCGAGAAUGGCGAAGUAACCGCACAAGUUCAACUGGCUCAGGCGUUGGAUAACAUGCGAUAUUUUUUCCGAACAAGUCAAUCUGUUGGGAAAAUCAAUGGCGGAGUCAAAAUCAAUGCUAUCCCUGAGUUGGCCUCAACCAUGGUUAAUUUACGCCUGGCUGUGGACAGCUCGGUUGCAGAGGUCCAGAACCACUACGAGAACCUAAUCAGACCCAUUUCUCGCAAACAUGGCAUGUCCUUCCAAGGGUUCUACACAGAAACUCCUGAUGACCGACGGAAAAUCAGUUUAUCUGCCAUCGACGCCUUGGAGCCCGCCCCAGUUUCACCAGUCAAUGCAGAGGCUUUCCGAGUUCUGUCCGGAACAAUUCGGAAUACUUUGAAGCCUCUCAUUACAGGUCAGAGUCUCGUCGUGACUCCGUAUCUGAUGCCUGCGAAUACAGAUACGAAAUUCUUCUGGAAACUCACGCAGAACAUAUAUCGAUUUACGCCGAUUAAUUUGGUCCACAAUCUCAACCGAGCGCAUACCACCGACGAAUUCAUUGUGGCAGAGGAAUUCGUGAGAGAGCCACUCUUCUUUGCAACUCUGAUUCUCAAUGCCGACGAUACCGUUGCUAAAUAA
Penicillium manginii is the source of this 1707-nucleotide messenger RNA. Its product is annotated as M20 family metallopeptidase. The transcript has a single exon. Gene Ontology annotation, cellular component: fungal-type vacuole lumen. NCBI's taxonomy places the organism in Eukaryota, Fungi, Ascomycota, Eurotiomycetes, Eurotiales, Aspergillaceae. Gene Ontology annotation, molecular function: metallocarboxypeptidase activity. Bases 1 to 1707 code for a protein of 568 amino acids. The record is from RefSeq and is a predicted model, not a curated record.